Molecule: messenger RNA, 1815 nt
Organism: Ramularia collo-cygni
Lineage: Eukaryota; Fungi; Ascomycota; Dothideomycetes; Mycosphaerellales; Mycosphaerellaceae
Product: probable phenylalanyl-tRNA synthetase beta chain
Exons: 2
Coding region: 1-1815 (604 amino acids)
Biological process (GO): phenylalanyl-tRNA aminoacylation
Cellular component (GO): phenylalanine-tRNA ligase complex; cytoplasm
Molecular function (GO): RNA binding; phenylalanine-tRNA ligase activity; ATP binding
Source: RefSeq, a predicted model, not a curated record
AUGCCAACGAUUGGGGUGGACAAGGCGGCUUUGUACAAGGCACUGGGCCGGGAGUACACCAAGGACGAGUUCGACGAGCUAUGCUUCGAAUUCGGUAUUGAGCUGGACGAGGAUACCUCGGAAUCCAAGAGGCCGAUUGUGAAUGGAGUGGAAGAGGCACCACAGCUGAAGAUUGAAAUACCCGCCAACCGAUAUGACAUGCUGUGCUUCGAGGGUAUCGCCAUGGCACUCAAUGUCUUCCUGGGCCGCCAGACGAUGCCCAACUAUCGUCUGACAGCACCGACAAAGCUGCAGACGGUUACGAUUCACGAGGACACUGCACGGAUACGACCCUACUUCUCAUGUGCUAUUCUCCGAAAUGUCACGCUUGGUCAGGCAGGAUACGACUCAUUCAUUGCACUCCAGGAUAAACUGCAUGCCAACCUGGCUCGCAAUCGGACACUCGUGGCCAUUGGCACCCACGACAUGGAUACGUUGGAGGGCCCCUUCACCUACGAAGCUCUCCCACCGGACCAGAUCAAGUUUGCGCCCCUAAACCAGACCAAGGAGAUGACCGGCAGGGAAAUGAUGGAGUUCUACGAGAAGGACAAGCACCUUUCUCGCUUCCUGCCCAUCAUUCGCGAUUCUCCCGUCUACCCCAUCAUCUACGACAAGAACAGGACCGUUCUUUCGAUGCCGCCGAUCAUCAAUAGCAACCACUCUAAAAUCAGCCCAACAACAAAGAACAUUUUCAUCGACAUAACGGCCACUGACAAGACCAAGCUAGAGAUUGUCAACCACAUCCUCGUAGCAAUGUUCUCGCAAUACUGCGCCGAGCCCUUCACCAUUGAACCAGUCGAAAUCAUCUCGGCUCACAAUGGCGAGUCGAGAACAACACCAAACCUCGAGCCACGCGCCACCACAGCCUCUUCCACAUUCAUCAACUCGGUUUGCGGCCUUGAAGAAUCCCGCGAGUCUCUGUGUGACCUGCUCAAAAAGAUGGGUCACUCAGCGAAGCCUUCACAAUCCGACUCCGACAAGCUAGAGGUUGACAUUCCCAUUACUCGCGCCGACGUCCUUCACGAAGCAGAUAUCAUGGAAGACGCUGCCGUUGCCUACGGCUUCAACAAUCUUCCCAAGAACUUCCCAAGAACCACCGGUGGCCAUGCCGCGGGUUUACCCAUCAACAAGCUUGGCGACAUCGUCCGACAAGAGGCCGCAAUGGCAGGCUGGAGCGAGGUUAUGCCCCUCAUCCUCUGCAGUCACGCCGAGAACUACGCCGAUCUYAACCACGAAGAUGACAACCUCGCAGUCCGGUUGGCAAAUCCCAAAACCAAAGAGUAUCAGAUCGUCCGCACAYCGCUCAUUCCAGGUCUCCUUAAGACGAUUCGGGAAAACAAACGUCACGCGGUUCCAAUCAAGGUCUUUGAGGUCUCAGAAGUGUGUUUCAAGGAUGCUUCAAUGGAGCGGAGAUCGAGGAACGAGAGGCAUUUCGCGGCUGCCUGGUACGGAAAGACGAGUGGAUUCGAGCAAGUGCAUGGUUUGAUGGAUCGUAUCAUGCUCAUGUUGAGCUGCAAGAGCAUCGACAAGGAGACGGGUCUCGAGGUGGGGAAGAAAGACGGAAAGCCGCCAAAGACCGCAUAUUUCAUCGAGGAGGUCGAAGAUCCCACCUAUCUGGCUGGACAUGCCGCCGGCAUCUUCGUCCAGCUCAACGGUGACAAGAGUAAGCGUGAGCGAAUCGGUACUUUUGGCAUUCUACAUCCAACAGUGCUCAAGAAGUUUGAGCUGCCUUUCCCAACUUCGACGCUGGAGCUCAACAUCGAAAAAUUCCUGUAG